Miniopterus natalensis is the source of this 1846-nucleotide messenger RNA. The record is from RefSeq and is a predicted model, not a curated record. NCBI's taxonomy places the organism in Eukaryota, Metazoa, Chordata, Mammalia, Chiroptera, Miniopteridae.
AGUGACAUAUUUUCUAUAUGUGAAUAUAUUUCUAAAACUUAAUAAAAAUUAGUGAUAAGUCAUCAUAAAGUACUUAUUUUAAAAACAGUUCUUCUGGAAUGUGGCUAAUAUGUAAGUUGAAGUCAUUCCGUAAGUCUAAUGACAUUUGUCUUCUUAAAGGAUCUCUUUAAAUACAUCCUCCAAGUCUCUGAGUGGUAUUCAUUUUUAUUACAAAUAAUAUGUCUGUUUACAUAACUCUCAGACAUCUGAAGAGAAACAAUAAUCUGAUCAACUCUCUUUCACUUCACCUCAGUUUAGACGCAGAAAUCUAUCUUUUUCCAUUGGAAAUGUGUAUGUGCCUGUAGGGACACCAGAGCUCGUGGGAGCAGGAUUCCCAAACCAAUUCUUCAUGUUUUCAGCCACAGGAGAGUGGCUUUUAAAGAGAUGGCAUCUUCAUAAAGUUGUCCAGGAGCUAAAGCCACCAAUAAAAGGCCAGUGAGGAGGCACACAUUGCCUGAAAGCGGUUGGAUGACCAAACUGCUGUUUGAGCAGGCUUUCUCUAGAAUGUUAUUGGACCCUCAGAUGUGAGUUUAUGAAGACCCUGAAGACAACUGAUGUCAAAAGAGCAUGAGCCAAUUAGAGUGUGGGUCAGCUGAGCUCACAGUAGGUCAGCUCAGGUCUGUCUCUGGCAGGAAGGUUGACCAGAGAGUAUUCCUACUUUGAUUGAUAUAGACAUAUUCCAGUUCCAGGCCCCCUGCCAGUCAUGGUAUUAUCUCUCAACAACACAGGGACCCAGGUGAAUGAAUUCUUGAUGAUCUGCUUCCCAGGAAUGCAGGACACACAGCACUGGCUAUCCAUAGCCCUGGCUCCCCUCCUGGUUUUGGCCCUUGGGGCCAACUUUAUGUUAUUACUAGCAAUCUGGCAGGAAGCAUCACUACAUGAGCCCAUGUACUACCUGCUUGCCAUCCUCUCCCUGCUGGAUGUCAUCCUCUGCCUCACGGUCAUCCCCAAGGUCCUGCUCAUCUUCUGGUUCAACAUGAAGCCCAUCAGCUUCGCCGGCUGCUUCCUGCAGAUGUUCAUCAUGAAUACAUUCCUUCCCAUGGAGUCCUCCACCUUUCUGGUCAUGGCCUAUGACCGCUAUGUGGCCAUCUGCCACCCGCUGCGCUACCAGUCCCUCAUCACUGAACAAUUCGUCAUUAAGGCAGCCAUUUUUAUUGUCUUGCGAAAUUUCCUGGCUACACUGCCCACACCAGUUCUGGCUGCCAGGCUCAACUACUGUGCCAGCAAUGUGGUGGAGAACUGCAUCUGUGCCAACAUUUCCGUGGCACAGCUCUCCUGUGGGGAUAUUCACCUAAACAAGCUCUACCAGCUUGUGAGUGUUUGGUGCCUCCUGGGCUCCGACCUGGUGCUCACCUUGCUGUCUUACUGCUGCAUCCUGAGUGCGGUUAUGCGCCUGCAGUCAGCGGGUGCGGCCACCAAGGCUCUGAGUACUUGCGGUUCCCAUCUCAUUCUUAUACUGUUCUUCUAUACAUUGCUGCUGGUCUUCAUCUUCACAAACAAGGCGGGACAGAAGGUGCCCUCAGAGGUACCCAUUCUUCUCAAUGUCUUGCAUCACCUUAUCCCACCAGCCCUGAACCCCAUUGUUUAUGGAGUACGAACCCAGGAAAUCAAGCAAGGAAUUAUCAAGCUACUCAAGUACCACUAUUAAGAGGUGAGAGCUAAAGAUCCGGGAUUAGAGAAGUCUGGGCAUGUAUUAGUGAUGGUUUCAUGUGAAUGCCACAAGGAACAUAGCAUGGCAUCCAUGCUGCCACCCUCAUCUAGAACGUAAACCUUUCUCAGCCACUGUCACAAUACUGACCCUCACCAC